GCUCUUCCUCCCCUUGUCUAGCUAGUGACUUGUCCGGCAUCGAGGUGGUCCCGUGCGCUGUGGCGUUGUUGUUUGCAGAGCAGGGAGCUCUGGCGACAAUCACCAUGGCCAGCCUGACCACCGUGGAGAAGUUGAUCCUGUUCCACAAGCUCGAGCGUGACCUGUUCCACCGUCUAGUCCACGACCUCGCCCAGGACCCAGUGCCCAUGCGAUGGGUGAUCGCGUUCUGGCUCUGGCUCGAGUCCGAUGGCCACCAUGACUUCAUCCGCCGCGUCUCCGCGCUGCCAGGACCCGUUGUGCUGCGGUUCGUCGAGGAGGCCAUCGAGUGCCUCCGCGGCCUCGCCUGCCGGGGCCACGGGCCUGCGGCCGGCACCGGCGACGGCGACGGCGACGGCCGCGAGAGGCGGUGCCUACCCUGCACGAACGCGCUCCUGACCAAGCCCAUAGACGAUGCGGGCUACUUCGAAGGGCAACGCGAGAUUUUGGAUGGCGUCAGGUAUCAGUACAGGACCGUAUGCCUCGCCGUUUGUGAUGUCGACAGCAACAUCACCGCUUGUGUGCCCACUAACACUAGCGGCGGCGUGCUUGUUGCUCCGCCGAUGGUCGGCUCCCCUGUCCUCGCCGUCCCGACGGCGGCAUCCUUUCCACUAAAUCCGAUGGCAUCGCCGUGGAUCCCUUUGAAGAGCCCCCCGCCAGAUGACUACCGCUCCCUAUUUAUCACCUUCUCCAGAGGCUACCCCAUUAGCAGGGACGACAUCGUGGAGUUCUUCAACUCGGCGUACGGGCCAUGCGUGGAGACGGUGAUGAUAGAGAAGGUGGCGCCGGGGCAGCUGCCGGUGUACGGCCGCAUGGUGCUGCGCAGCGCGGCGAUGAUCCCAGCGGUGCUGAACGGGCGGCAGACGGCCAAGUUCUUGAUCAAAGGCAGGCACCUCUGGGCCCGGAUCUACGUCCCCAGCUCCAGGCUCUCCUACGCGUGAUGAUUCCCAGCCACCUACAGACCACAAGCCGGCCGGCCGGCCGGGGUAAGAGCAGAGCUGGAGCUCUUACACUAAUGUUACCCACUUACGUGCCAUGCCUAGGCCAGUUGGCCAGGGUAAGCUGUGGCUAGAGCUUUACUGAACUUUCUCGUCGAAUAAAUUACCGGAGUGUUAAAGCUU
Molecule: messenger RNA, 1157 nt
Organism: Zea mays
Lineage: Eukaryota; Viridiplantae; Streptophyta; Magnoliopsida; Poales; Poaceae
Exons: 2
Coding region: 105-977 (290 amino acids)
Source: RefSeq, marked predicted